Molecule: messenger RNA, 1301 nt
Organism: Guillardia theta CCMP2712
Lineage: Eukaryota; Cryptophyceae; Pyrenomonadales; Geminigeraceae
Exons: 8
Coding region: 447-1301 (284 amino acids)
Biological process (GO): spliceosomal tri-snRNP complex assembly
Source: RefSeq, a predicted model, not a curated record
GGAGGAGGCUCUGCGACAGCUCCAUGCUGGAGGGACACUACUGUGCCUGGAGAUGCCGCGAGGGGCGGAGAUGACUUGCGACAUGGCUGGUCUUGUCUGCGGCGAGAAGUUCAAAGGGAUCAAAAUGAUUCCUCCUGGUCUUCAUCUGGUGUGCUGGGAUGCAGGACAUGACAAGGUGAUCCCGUCGGAUGUGAAGGAGAGUGAUAGUCAAACAGCAUGCCACUUUCCUUCAUUUCUGCAAGUCGAGCAUUGAAACAUGGACUUGGGAUGCGAAACUGGAGGACCUUCGACUCAUCGAUGACCGCGAACAGGCUGAGAGAUUGGCGAUCGCUGUGUGAUUGACAACUGCAUAUAUGCCUUCGGUACUGAAAGACUGUGCUUGAAGGUUAAGGAGUAUCAGUUUGAUUCCGAGCUGGGGAAGUCUGUCCUCUAGAAAGGCACUAUCCAUGACUAACAGCUCUGUCAGAUUUCCUGAUGGAGACUACCAAGCAUGGCUGAAGCUUUCCAACAUGAUAACUCUUGACACGCUAGAUCGAUGCGGCAUAGCUCCACGAGUCAUCAUGGCGGGAGGCGCUUCUCGCAAGGAUCAACCUGUCGAGCAUGCUCCUGUGGCCCCGAAGUUCGUGGAGAUGUCCUCCUCGCGGCGCCUUCCAGGCAUGACAGCAGCGGAUAUAAGCGAGUUCAACAUGGACGGGAGCAUACGUCUGCAGCAUGUCCUUGCGCAUCUGAGUGACAGUUGGAGAGAACUGCUCGCCGAGCUUCAAAUCGCUUUUCUGCUCUUCCUGCUCCUCGCUUCGUUGGAAGCUCUAGACUUCUGGAAGAACUGUGUGGCUCUGCUGUGCUCUUGCGGAAAGAUGCUCGCAGACAAGCCUGAGCUCAUGUCUGAAUUCGUUCUCACCCUUCGGCGGCAACUCGAGCAUGUUCCGGCUGAUUUCUUUCGUGACGAGAUCGCAAAGUCCAACUUCCUUGGGCCUUCACUCUCGUGCCUGCUACAGCUUGUAGACGAUCACUUUACCUUGCAGCCGAGGGACGAAAGGAGCGGAGGGUUGAGAGGGGCGCAAGCAAAGCUCUUCAAACGGGCCAAGCGCUUAAAGGAGCUGAUGCAGAAGCGAUUCGACCUGAUCGACUUGGAUGACUUUGUUCUGGAAGAUGAAGUGCCAACGAUAGUUGAAAGCCUUGAGAUUCAGGACAAAGGACAAGAGAACGAGGAAGAGCGCAAGGAGAGCUCACCUGCUGUAGCAGAGGGUAGAUAUGUGGCGAGGAUGCCAUGGAUGUUGCCUUCCGACAACUCGGAAAACUAG